Messenger RNA from Priceomyces carsonii, 873 nucleotides. RefSeq lists its product as uncharacterized. Gene Ontology annotation, molecular function: RNA helicase activity; RNA binding; ATP binding. The record is from RefSeq and is a predicted model, not a curated record. Gene Ontology annotation, biological process: mRNA splicing, via spliceosome; mRNA export from nucleus. Lineage: Eukaryota; Fungi; Ascomycota; Pichiomycetes; Serinales; Debaryomycetaceae. The coding region runs from base 1 to 873 and encodes 290 amino acids. The transcript has a single exon.
AUGCCAGAUGUUAGAACAGAAGUAUUCUAUGGUGGUACUCCAAUCAAGAGAGACAUAGAAAAAUUGAAGAACAAGGACACUUGUCCUCAUAUUGUUGUUGCCACUCCCGGUAGGUUACAUGCUUUAGUGAAUGAGAAAGCAAUUCGUUUGAACAAUGUCAAGUCAUUCGUCAUUGAUGAAUGUGACAAAGUUUUGGAAGCCGUAGAUAUGAGAAGAGAUGUCCAAGAUAUUUUCCGUAACACUCCUCAUCAAAAACAAGUUAUGAUGUUUUCUGCAACAUUAUCUCAAGAAAUCAGACCAGUCUGUAAGAAGUUCAUGCAAAAUCCUUUGGAAAUUUAUGUCGAUGACGAAGCUAAAUUAACAUUACAUGGUUUGCAGCAACACUACAUCAAGCUUGAUGAAAAGGAUAAGAACAGAAAAUUAUCGGAUUUGUUAGAUUCUUUGGAAUUCAACCAAGUGAUUAUUUUUGUAAGAUCCACUCAAAGGGCAAAUGAAUUAAAUAAGUUGUUGUGUGCUUGCAACUUCCCAUCUAUUGCGGUUCAUUCAGCUAUGCCUCAGGAAGAGAGAAUUGAAAGAUAUAGAUCUUUCAAGGAAUUUAACAAGCGUAUUUGCGUCUCAACUGACGUGUUUGGUAGAGGCAUUGAUAUCGAAAGAAUUAAUGUUGCUAUCAAUUACGAUAUGCCAAAUGAAGCAGACCAAUAUUUACAUAGGGUUGGUAGAGCCGGUAGAUUUGGUACUAAGGGUUUAGCAAUUUCCUUCGUUUCUUCUAAAGAGGACGAGGAGGUUUUAGAAAAGAUUCAGUCUAGAUUCGAUGUCAAGGUUACCGAGUAUCCAGAAGAAGGAGUCGAUCCUUCUACUUACAUGAACACUUGA